GUACUGUUAUCUGUUUUCUUUCUCCAUGGCGUCUCUACCCCGGUCUGUUGGGUAUUGCUGCUUGCACAUAUGGAUAUGGUGCCAAUCAACAGCAUUCUUUGGAUCAUUACUGAUUAUCCCCGCUUCCGCGCGAGUCAAGGAGCCCUCCAAAGAUGGAUAGCAGCUGUGAUUGAGGCUCUUGUCAAUGUCGGCGAGGCUGCUGCUGGCAGUCAUAUAAAUAUGGCUGAUGUUUCUGUCUGAAUGAGAGGAACAGACAUAUCAAAGAAGAAAGGAACCUUCACAGCGCUUGCUUGAUUAAUAUUUACCUAUGGCAGAGAUUGUAAAAAUCAUCUGUUCCCAGCCAGACCAAGCCUUGGUCGAAAUCCGAGCAGUUGUGCUAGAUACUCUACCAGUCAACUUCCUCACCCCUCACGGCCGUCAGAGCCUUCCUGACUUCGUCAUCCACCGGGGCCCUGAGCGGACGCUGCAACCGGUCACCGGUGAUGCGUUUACAGUCUGUGAUUUGGCGCGAAUUCGCUUCUGGAAACACGGCGCGAAGACAAGCGAUCAAGACGAUUUUUACCUUUUCCCUCUCCCUGCAGAGAGUCUCGGGCGAAUGGUAGGGGUGGAUACUGAUACCAAUGCCCAUGCCGUUCUUGGGCGCAAGUUUGCUCAUUACGCCAACUUGCCUGAUGGUAACAGGAUCGACGUGGCUCCAGUUCAGCCGCGGGUGCUCACGAACGAAGAGAUGCAAGAGCAGCAGCGCAGAUCCCAAGAACGACAGAGACAGGCCGAGGAGGAAGAAGCGAAGCAACGGGAGAUCAGGAGGAGGGAUCGCCAGCCACCUGUCCCUGCUGCUUAAUUGAGUAUAUUCCAUCACUGUUUUCUGGGGUAUCUACACUAUGCUAUGUUAUUGAAAGAGUAUGAAUCGUUUACAGGCCUGGUCGGCAG
This is a messenger RNA of Penicilliopsis zonata CBS 506.65, 930 nucleotides long. RefSeq lists its product as hypothetical. Lineage: Eukaryota; Fungi; Ascomycota; Eurotiomycetes; Eurotiales; Aspergillaceae. The record is from RefSeq and is a predicted model, not a curated record. The transcript has 3 exons. The coding region runs from base 308 to 841 and encodes 177 amino acids.